Messenger RNA from Aedes aegypti (yellow fever mosquito), 3459 nucleotides. It is a transcript of the gene santa-maria, whose product is annotated as protein peste. The record is from RefSeq and is a predicted model, not a curated record. Gene Ontology annotation, cellular component: cytoplasm; membrane. The transcript has 9 exons. Bases 1175 to 2788 code for a protein of 537 amino acids. Gene Ontology annotation, molecular function: scavenger receptor activity. NCBI's taxonomy places the organism in Eukaryota, Metazoa, Arthropoda, Insecta, Diptera, Culicidae.
CGACACUCAACCAGUGCCAGAACGGGCGUCGCUACAAGCAGAUGUGUGCAAAGUGCCGUCUGGAUGUCAACCCACAUCGCGAGUAGUAGAGUCUAGUUCUAUUUUGAAGCGGCAAGAAGAAAGUGAAGCCGAAGCCGGUCAAACAUCGAAACGCAACCCAUGUGACGCGGAAGAUUUGGAUAAUUUUUCGGCAAAUUUCGCAAUUGGAUCCAGUUAUGUAAUGUGGAAAAUUGGUGAGCCGGUCUGGUAUCUAGUCACGAUAGUUUUAACGAUUUGCCGGUCAACGAGAACGCGUCGCGUGUUUUUCUGAGAAAGAAGAGCAGUGUAGAAUAGUGCGUGCGCUUCAUCAAAUAAAAAGGCUAGGGGAAAUCUUUCGAACUGGGGUGUGAGUGAUUGUGAGGAAAGGAUCUCUUGGUCGUCUGCGCACACGAAAAAAUAAAUCAUAUCUGUGCGGAAUACAACCACCUGUGAUGCAUCGGCUCAGCUAAUUCGGUGUUGUCAGUCUAGGUUCAACGGGGUGAGUGAAAAGAGAGUGCGCACUCAGACGACGCCCAUUCGGUUCUCAUCGGUUGGUGAAUCGGGAAUGCGUAGGCGAUUGGCGGGUUGGAAUUUAGUGCACGUGACUUUGACAUUGAGUGCGGCGGCGAAAACGUCGACCGGUCGGCAUCAGCAUCAUCGCAGUAGUUAUCCACAGAAGCGGUAGCAUUACGCCGAGCAUACUGACCGAGGAGGAGGAGGAGGAAGAGGCAGAGUGCAUCGCGUGGGGCGACAAUCGUUGGAGUAUGCAUUGCACAAAAAUACCUCAUCAUCCCUGGCCAUAGAAGAACCAGAAACCAGACCCAUAUAAUCGAGUGGUGCAGAAAAAAGGCUGAAUGAGAGUUUUGUUAUCAGUGUAUGAAAUUCGCAGAGAAGCUUAUCAGUAUCUAGGGGAGUGCAGUGGAAGUGAUCGUGGGGGAAGAACCAUGUCCAGGGGUUGGUGAGAAUCAGCAGUCAUCCCGAGUAACAACGGCGACAAGCUGGGACACCUGUUCAGAUCUCAACCACAUCACAUCCUUCCCGCAUCGUGAACAUACGCCGUCCAGUUUGGGACGUACAAUCAUCCGAACAGCAGCAGCAGUGUUUUGUUUAGCUUAGGUCGUUAGUUUUUACACAAUUAGGCACUAAAAUUACCAGCAUGCAUUUCAAAGAGGUCUGCAACCGUCGAUGCAUUCUGACGUCGGGCGGAAUCUUUCUGCUGACAUUCGGAGUGUUCUUCACCUUCUGCUUCCACGCCGUCUUCCGGGACAUUCUCUACGAGGAACUGAAACUCCGCCCCACGUCGCGAGGGUAUGACGCAUGGGUCUCGCCUCCGUUCCCACUUUCGAUGGACGUGUACUUCUUCAACUGGACAAAUCCGGAGGACCUGAAGAAUCACAGCACCAAACCGAUCCUGGAGGAACUGGGUCCGUAUCGGUUUACCGAGCGACCGGAAAAGGUGGACAUUGAAUGGCACGAUCACAACUCGACGGUCAGCUAUCGGAAGAAGAGCGUGUACUUCUUCGAUGAGGAAGGAAGCAACGGUACGCUUGAUGAUGUGAUAAGCAGUAUCAACGUGGUAGCACUGUCAGCGGCCAACCGAGCCCGCACCUGGGACUACGUUCGCCGGAAGGGAGUUUCUAUGGGUCUGUCGCUGUACGAUCAGGACGUGUUCGUGGCCAAAACCGCCGGUGAACUUCUCUUCGAUGGCUACGAGGACAAUAUGGUCCUGAUGGGCAAACAGCUGUUCGACGCCAGUGAGGUGCCGUUCGAUCGCGUCGGUUGGUUCUAUACGCGCAACAACUCGGCAGAUCUGAUCGGUCAUUACAAUGUCCACACGGGUGUGGACGACAUCAUGAAAAUCGGAUCGAUGGCCGAAUGGAACUACAAACCUCGGACAAACUUCUUCGCCGAUCAAUGCGGAAUGUUGAACGGUUCAGCUGGAGAGUUUUAUCCACCGAAUCUGUCCAAGGACGUACCGAUCCAGCUGUUCACGCCGGAUAUGUGUCGCAGCUUGCCGCUCGAUUUUGAAGGAGAGGAAGAAGUUGCAGGAAUCAAGGGAUAUAAAUACGCUGGAGGUCCACGGACGGUUGAUAACGGUACGAUGUUCCCGGAAACGGCCUGUUUCAAUGCUGGAGAGAUCGUUCCGUCUGGGGUGUUAAACAUUUCGGCUUGUCGGUUCGGUACGCCAGUGUUCAUGUCGUUUCCACACUUCUACGGUGCGGACGAGUUUUAUCUGAAUCAGGUAGAAGGUCUUAACCCGGAUAAGAGCAAGCACCAGUUCUACAUGACGAUGGAACCGACUACGGGAAUUCCACUAGACGUCGCCGCUCGUUUCCAGUUGAACAUUCUCAUCCAGUCUCACCCAAGCAUUGCCCUCUACGAAGACGUCCCCCGUGUCUUCCUGCCGGUGCUCUGGUUCGAACAGCACGUCACCAUGAGACCGGAGUUCACUGGUGAAAUUGCCCAGGCCCUCAGCAUUCCAACGACGGCCCGCAUUUGCGGAAUCGUGAUGCUCGUUCUCGGGGCCAUCAUGGUCGCAUGGAUCCCGAUUGAACGGCUGAUGUUCCGAAGUCGACGACGGGACAUCGUUACCGAUGCCGGCACCGAAAAGGUUCUGCUGCAGCAGAAUCUAGCCAAAACGGCCAUCCUAGUGCCGGAGAAGGAAAAGGAAGCGGUGGCCGAUAAGUUGUCCACCAUCGUCGAGGCGCACCCGUUGAUCGAAAGCAAAACCGUUCGACUGGGAGCAGAGAACGGAACUACCAAGACGUGAGAGUGCACGAGCCGCUUGUAAAAUUCUAACGAAAAGAAAGACUUUCUCCUCCGCCAGCUUUCGGAGAGGGGCGGAUGGAACAAUCCAGUUCUCUGAAUUUACCGAUUAAGUGUAAUGCAUGUGUGCCACGGCGGAAAACGAAGGGACCACUUACGAGAACCAGCCGUUAGCCAAAAUCAUUUUGUAAUCGUAACGCAGGGCAUUCAUAGAUUACUUGUUUAGAUUUAGGGCCGAUUAGUGCGGCCGUGCUGUUCCAAAAAAUCUUCCUAGGUUAAGGCCCCAGUAUGUAAGUAAACAGCUAGUAGGUGAUCUCACCGAACAAAGUGCCAGAGAUUUAAGCCUUCAGAAACAAUACAUAACCCAUACAGUAAAGCAGAAUGCAUCGAAACGUAAAUAGACCUAGUGGACCACUUUCUCCAAGGGAGAAUCACUUCCUGUUUUUUUGUAUGCAACGAGCGUGAUUUAAAGAGUUAUAGGAAGAGUUCCAUUUUUGACAUGUUUUACGUAGUGAACCGAUAUUCCAGUUAUAUACACGCAACAAAGGAAACCGAAUCGUUUUUGAUCAUGGGAAAACAGUAUAAAAGACAUUGUUACAUAUAUGAAGUUGUUAUCGAACGGCAAUUAGCAGUUUCAAUGAAAUAAAAAUUGAAUAACAUACAGCAAUAACUUUA